Messenger RNA from Phytophthora infestans T30-4, 789 nucleotides. RefSeq lists its product as uncharacterized. The transcript is spliced from 5 exons. Lineage: Eukaryota; Oomycota; Peronosporomycetes; Peronosporales; Peronosporaceae. The record is from RefSeq and is a predicted model, not a curated record. Gene Ontology annotation, cellular component: Golgi apparatus; membrane. Gene Ontology annotation, biological process: transport. The coding region runs from base 1 to 789 and encodes 262 amino acids.
AUGUAUGGUGCACUGGAUGUAUACUUUUUGGUGCUGAUCUACCGCCACCGCCAGAGCGUUGUUGGAACGCACUAUUUCCUGCUUUGCGUAUUGCUGCUGGCAACUGGUGAAUCGUUGGCGUGGUUUGUGACUUAUAAACAGCUGAAUGAUUCAGGUGUGCCUGUUUGCUGUCCGUACCCAGACUCCGUGCUGUUUUCUACGUUCGUGAAGGUUCUGGCCGGGAUGGUGGCGCGUAUUGCAACCACUCUAGUCAGUUUGGGCUAUGGGAUUGUCCGAAUGCAGAUCUCAUGGCCAGAGGUGUUCGUGGUUUCUGGACUUGGCGUGUGUUACUUUAUCGCUGUUGGAGCAUUGGAAGUGAGCCAUCUUGCCAAUCAAUCGGACGGUGAUGUGCGGCCUCCUGCUGUCUGGGAAGCGCUCGUCAUAAUGACCAAUGCGUGCUUUGGGGGGUGGAUUUACUUGUCUUUGGAGCUGACACGCAAGAAUCUUGCCGCUUUCGGCCAGACUGCAAAACUGCAGAUAUACACUUCCCUCAAUCGCAUCUUGGUAGCUUACUUGAUGACUUCUUUCAUCUUGAUGGCAAUCGAAGGGGCUAUUUAUUCGGGUGCAGUGCGGAUACCGUGGACGUACACGUGGGUUGUGUGGGCGGCAACCCGGCUGCUCUUCUUUGGUAUCUUGCUAGUUGCAGUGUAUCUAUGGCGACCCACGAAGCACGGUUUGCUCUAUGCACAAAUGGAUCAACUUCCCACGCGUAGCUUCAGCAGCAGACGACGAAAUUUCCCCGCCCUCUAA